Messenger RNA from Cladophialophora psammophila CBS 110553, 213 nucleotides. RefSeq lists its product as uncharacterized. The record is from RefSeq and is a predicted model, not a curated record. Bases 1 to 213 code for a protein of 70 amino acids. Gene Ontology annotation, molecular function: heme binding; iron ion binding; monooxygenase activity. Lineage: Eukaryota; Fungi; Ascomycota; Eurotiomycetes; Chaetothyriales; Herpotrichiellaceae. The transcript has 2 exons.
AUGGAUCGCUGCAUGUUUCAUUUCGGGGCUGGAACCAAAACUUGUCUGGGAAAGAACAUCUCCCUGAGCGAACUACACAAGUUGAUCUCCGCUCUUCUUCGGGACUUCAAGCUGGAACUGGCGACGAAGGAAUCGUGGAAGAUGUACAGGUUCUUCUUCAACACGCAGAAAGGUCUACUGGUUCGCUUUCAGCGGCGAAACAUCAGCACAUAG